AUGAUAGUAUUCAGGCUACUGGUGGUCAUUGGUGUUGGCUAUCCUCUGUACCAGGAUGAACAAACAAAAUUCACUUGUGACACCAUGCAGCCAGGAUGCUCCAAUGUAUGCUACGAUGCUUUCUUUCCUGUAUCCCACUGCAGAUUUUGGUUUGUACAGGCCAUCGUGCUCUGCUUGCCUGUAGCUUUUUUCAUCCUACAUGUGGCCCACAGAAUGCCAAUGCAAAAUGCAAAAGCGAGUUCCCCCCAGUGCCUGCAGAAUCCGGCUGAAACUUCGUCCAUCAGAAAAGAGCCUGUGAGAAGUGCUUCCACGACUAGGAAAAGCCAGGAGAUAACUCUCCAUUUGAUGGACAUCCCCGAAGAAGCCAAGGCUAUAAAUGAAGACCUCAGAAUAAGGCAAAGAAUUCUUAAUUUCUGCGAGGCAUAUGUGCUUCAGUUACUUUUGAGGACUUUAUUGGAGGCAGGAUUUGGUGUUGGCCAAUAUUAUUUGUUUGGAUUUUUAGUCCCAAAUAGGUUUGUCUGCUCCAGUUAUCCAUGUGCCAACAGAGUGACCUGUUAUCCCUCCCGACCCACUGAGAAGACAUUGCUGGUUAAUUUUAUGUUUGGGGCCACUGCACUCUCCUUUCUCCUGAACUUUGUGGAUCUGAUUUAUGUAAUUAAGCAGGCUGUCAAGCAAAAUAAGAAGAAUAAGUUGCAGAUGAAACACUUUUAUCAAGCAGAGUCCUAUCACGACAUCCCAAGUGAACCCCGUGAGCUUUCCGAGCACAAUGUAGUCCAAGAGCAUGAAAUGCAUGUGACAGAAAGGCGAGAGAGUGGGGCAAGUGCAGGCAGUGAAGCAAAAUCUUGCAAAUCAGGGCAGGAGGAAGGCACUUGUGUGCAGUCAGGGGUGCUGUCAGGGGAUGUGGCUCUCUCUAACACCAACAGCAACAACACGCAUCUCACAGUGCUGACAUCCAGCCCUACUUCUAUGAGAGAACCCCCUGACAGGAAGUUGGCCCUCUUUGAGAAGGUGCAGGGGACCUCUCCUCCUGCCUUCAGCAGCUGCCCAGCCCACUUGCCAGGUCAGCAAGGCUCCAGAUUACGGCAGCACACACUACUGAAACCCACCCAAGCUCCACUGAGCAACAGUCAGCUGAUAGAUGAGUACAGGCUUGUUCAUAUGCGGGUCACAGACAGCCAGUCGAAUUGCAGCACAGGCAGUAGGAGAAAGAAAUCUGAGUGGGUUUAG
Molecule: messenger RNA, 1227 nt
Organism: Hemiscyllium ocellatum (epaulette shark)
Lineage: Eukaryota; Metazoa; Chordata; Chondrichthyes; Orectolobiformes; Hemiscylliidae
Gene: gjd4
Product: gap junction protein delta 4
Exons: 1
Coding region: 1-1227 (408 amino acids)
Biological process (GO): cell communication
Cellular component (GO): connexin complex
Source: RefSeq, a predicted model, not a curated record